Messenger RNA from Striga asiatica, 1014 nucleotides. The record is from the annotation of a GenBank genome assembly. NCBI's taxonomy places the organism in Eukaryota, Viridiplantae, Streptophyta, Magnoliopsida, Lamiales, Orobanchaceae.
AUGGAUGCUAUGAGAGGGAGGAGAGAUCAGAUUUUUAAGGAGAGGAAAGAGCAAAAACGUGAUGUUGGGGAGAUGGGGGAAGUAAUUUAUCUUGAAUGGCCAAGAGACAAAUUUGCAUUGAUUGUCAAUAUUGGAGGUUAUUUUGUGAACUGUGGACCUGUUGUGGAGUAUAUAUGUGGUAGUUUAAAGAGUAUUUAUGGGUUAGAUGCUGAUAGAUUUGGCUACUUUGACCUACAAGAAGAAAUUAAGAAGUUGGGAGUUAACAAGUAUGAAAAAAUUGUGUAUAGAAUACCCAAUGCUGGUGUUGGAGCUGAUAGUUUGAGAGAUGUAAUUGAUGAUAAAGAGGUUAUGGAGAUGAUUAGUUGUGGUAAGAAUAACAAAACUAUAGUUCAGAUUUAUGUGGUUGGUGGUGACAUUAUUGAUGAUGAAGCAGAUGAGAAUGUUGAGGCAUCAUUCCAGACAAAAUCUUCUAGCCAGCAAGAUACUGAUGAUGGGGAAGAGGUGAAUGGUUUGAGUCAGGCUGAGGCAUCAAUUGAGGAAGAGCCUGCAGGCCAGUUGGAGGAUAUUAAUGAUAUUAUUGACAACUUCACUUCUGUUGAACAUGGUGAAGAAGCCAAAGGGAAGGCCCAGAAAGCAUACUGCACCCCACACUGUGGUUUAAAUUUCUAUUCAUUCAUAAACCCAAGAGGAAGGCCCAGACAGCAUACUGCACCCCACACUGUGGUUCAACCACCCCAAACUGAGACCAUGACAAGCCCACCAUCUGAGACAAUGACAAGCCCACCAGUUGAGAGGCUGACAAGACCACCAGUUCAGAGGAUGACAACCCGGUCUGUUGAGAAGAUAAAUAAUCUGCCGGAAGAGGAAGAGGGCAGAGGAGUGGGUCUACCACUGCUAGAGGAAGAGGAAGAGGGCAAAGUAGUGGGUCUACCACUGCUAGAGGAAGAGGAAGAGGGCAAAGUACAGGGGACUUCAUAUGCACUCAAGAGAGUGAGGCUGGAAAUUAAGAUGUAG